Messenger RNA from Mobula hypostoma (lesser devil ray), 3674 nucleotides. It is a transcript of the gene adam22, whose product is annotated as ADAM metallopeptidase domain 22. Gene Ontology annotation, molecular function: metalloendopeptidase activity. Bases 551 to 3367 code for a protein of 938 amino acids. Gene Ontology annotation, cellular component: postsynaptic density membrane. The record is from RefSeq and is a predicted model, not a curated record. NCBI's taxonomy places the organism in Eukaryota, Metazoa, Chordata, Chondrichthyes, Myliobatiformes, Myliobatidae. Gene Ontology annotation, biological process: proteolysis. The transcript has 32 exons.
AUUUGAAUGUAACAUGAGUGGGCAAACGUGUAAAUGAGCUAUCACAGUAACUGUCUGCAACUAACGCACUUGGAUUUGCACGUGAACUCACUUUCUCAAAUGUGAUAUUUAAAAGGAUUUACGGAGCAGAAAAACACAUCGGGUACGUGACACUCUGUCGUAGGUGGAUCACCUCUUGCUGCAGUCUCCGCAAUUGGUAGACGACCCCUCUCUCAGAGAUUGUUUCGUUGAUGUUGCCCAUGCUCAGUGCUAGCUCCGAGGAGCCUGCAGCUCGCGAGAUGAGCGUGGGGUUGUUGCGAGCGUGGACCAGAAAUGACGAAAUCCGGCUGACUAAGAACUCGGAGGUAGGGGAGGGGGAGGCGCUCAGAUGUUCUCAGCCUGUCACUGCCGUCCAGUGCUGCAGACUGCAUUCAAAGGAAGCAAAGAUAGUCUACACACCCAGUGCACAAUACGAAUGAUAUCCAGACAUUCUGUAGGAUCCAGUCUAUACAUUAGGCGAAAAAAAAGGUUCAAUUUUCCCUGUGUAACAGGGUUGUAAAGAAUAUGAAAUAUGAAGCAUUUACCGCGUCAGAUUUCCUUGGUAUCUCUGUGUGGACUAGUCUAUCUCGUUCAAUACAGCAGCGCCAAUAGAAACCCCGGUGUGGAUGAAGGUGACGACGCCUUCGGGAGCAAAGAGGCGGUGGCGGUGGCAGCAACAGAGAGCUGGGGGGAGCACAGCUUAAAUCCGCCCCAGAGAACCAGUCCGUUUCGGCUCAUUGCCAGUGGCCGGGUUGGCCUGGACACCCGAGUGAGGAGGACGUUAGAGCACGGAGCCGCCUACCCGUCCCCACACAUCGCUCAAGCCACCUUCCAGGUUGACGCUUUCAACUCAUCCUUCAUUCUUGACGUUGAACUGAAUCAUGAUCUGCUCUCAUCCCAGUACGUGGAACGAACUGUUCAUGCAAGGGGAAAAUCUAUCCAUUCAAUGGGAGGAGAACACUGUUAUUACCAUGGCAAAAUUCAAGGAAAUGCUCAAAGCUCUGUGGCCCUUUCAACAUGUUAUGGACUACAUGGUUUCUUUUAUGAUGGGAAUUAUAGUUACUUGAUUGAACCAGCACCAAAGAAUGAAGAAACCUUAUUGAAUGAAACAGGGUCUCAUUUAGUUUACCAGAUUGGUGGUCAUGAUGUUCCAUUACAGCAUCGACUUGCAGAGAAGCCUGGAAGAAGUGAUUUUGUCCAAGCUGGGAAUUCUGUCCUAUCAAGGAAGAAAAGACAGAUACACCGAAUUCAGCGGAACGUUCAUGAUGAGACAAAGUACAUUGAACUGAUGGUUGUUAAUGAUCAUUUUAUGUUUAAGAAAUAUCGUUUAUCUGUGGGACUCACAAACAACUUUGUAAAGUUAAUUGUGAACUUAGCAGAUAUGAUUUUCAAGCAUCAGCUUAACACCCGAAUUGUACUGGUUGCUAUGGAAACCUGGUCAGUAGACAACAAGUUGACCAUUGACGUAAACCCUCAGGUAACUCUCCGAGAGUUUAUGAAGUACCGAAGAGAUUUCAUCAAAGAGAAGAGUGAUGUCAUUCAGCUAUUUUCGGGAACAACAUUUGAAACCCAGAGUGGAGCAGCAUAUGUUGGUGGAAUUUGUUCACAAUUGAAAGGUGGAGGAGUGAAUGAGUUUGGAAAUGCGCAUCAAAUGGCUGUCACACUCGCUCAGAACUUAGCCCAAAAUCUUGGCAUGCUUUCAGAUACGAAGCGAACGAAUGUUGACUGCAACUGUGAAGAUAAAUGGGCUGGAUGCAUAAUGGAUGAUCCUGGAUAUUAUCUUCCGAGUGUAUUUUCUAAAUGCAACAUAGAAGAAUACCGGGAAUUUUUGAACAGCGGUGGUGGUAGUUGUCUCUUCAAUAAACCUACCCGACUUCUUGAUCCUCCGGAAUGUGGUAAUGGAUUUGUGGAGGCAGGAGAAGAAUGUGAUUGUGGCUCACCGACUGCAUGUCGCCAGGAAGGAGGAAACUGUUGUGUCAAGUGCACCCUCGUUAAUGGUGCUAAGUGCAGCAAUGGACUCUGUUGUAAAGAAUGUCAGUUUGAAAGAAAUGGAUUUAUGUGUCGUGAAGCGGUAAAUGAUUGUGACAUUCCUGAAACUUGCACUGGAAAUUCUAGUGAGUGUCCACCAAAUGUACAUAAACUAGAUGGCUACAUCUGUGACAACGAUCAGGGACGUUGCUAUGGAGGGAGGUGUAAAACUAGGGAGCGCCAGUGCAAAUAUGUGUGGGGAGAAAAAGCAAGAGCUGCAGACCAAUUAUGUUACGAGAAACUUAACAUUGAAGGAACAGAGAAAGGAAAUUGUGGCAAAGACAAAGGCACAUGGAUUCAAUGCAAUAAACAGGAUGUGCUUUGUGGUUACCUGCUGUGUGCUGAUACAUCUGGUGUGCCACGAGUAGGGGAACUAUCAGGUGACGUGACGAUGACCUCAUUCCUGCAAAAGCAUAAACACAUCAACUGCAGUGGUGGCCAUGUCAUAUUAGAUGAAGACACCGAUCUGGGAUAUGUGCAAGAUGGAACUCCUUGUGGACAAGACAGAAUGUGUAUCAAUCACAAAUGUCUUCCUCUGAAAGCAUUUAAUUUUAGUACCUGCCCUGGCACUAGUGGUGCAAAGAGAUGUUCAGGACAUGGGAUUUGCAGUAAUGAAGUCAAGUGCAACUGUGAUCCAUCCUGGGACGGCAGUGACUGCAGUAAAUAUGCACCAAAGGCAUUAUCAGGCGCAGGAGUACUAGGAUCAGUUCGAACCAAUAUUAUUAUAGGUGCCAUUGCAGGAACAAUCCUGAUGGCAGCCCUUGUCUUGGCAGUUGCAGCAUGGUUUUACAAAAGCUACCAAGAAAGAAGGCAAAUGCCACAAGGAGACUAUGUCAAAAAGCCCGGGGAAGCUGACUCUUUCUAUAGUGACAUACCUCCUGGAGUCAGCUCAAACUAUUCAGCAUCUAGUUCUAAGAAAAGGUCAAAUGGACUCUCGCAUUCUUGGAGUGAACGGAUUCCAGAUGAAAAACAUAUUCCAGAUGUCUGUGAAAAUGGCAGACCACGCAGUAACUCCUGGCAGGGAAAUUUAGGAGGCAACCGAAAGAAGAAUAAAGGAAGGAAAUUUAGGCCACGUUCCAAUUCUACAGAGUAUUUAAACCCAUGGUACAAAAGAGAAUAUAAUGUAGCUAAGUGGGUAGAAGAUGUGAAUAAAAACACUGAAGGACCGUACUUUAGGACAUUGUCUCCAUCUAAGUCGCAUUCUUCAUCCAAUGGAUCAAUUGCUUCUAGUAGGAAGUGCCCAUACCCGAUGCCACCUCUUCCUGAUGAGGAGGGAAAGGCAAGUCGACAAAGUGCACGGCUCUGGGAGACCUCCAUUUAGGUUGCCAUUCAGUGGAUCUGAACAACUAAAGAUUUCUUUCCAGUUUUAUAAAGGGGCAGCCUUACACUGAUGUCUCUAAUGAAUGAAUUUCCAGACCACCAAUGAGACUUUCGAAAGGAGUAUAAACUCCCUCUGCUAACUUCAAAAACCAGGGCUUCUAAAUAUAAAAUAAUAGACUUUGGCUCACCAGUAAUAAAACAAUGUUCUAUGAAGAGUCAGCAUUCUUGUGUAAAAUAAUGCACUGAAACAAUGAUCUGGGAACAGGAACUCUUCCUGGAAAAAAAGACAAUAAAAAAGCUCUAUCAUG